This is a messenger RNA of Cercospora beticola, 1515 nucleotides long. RefSeq names its product sugar porter family MFS transporter. NCBI's taxonomy places the organism in Eukaryota, Fungi, Ascomycota, Dothideomycetes, Mycosphaerellales, Mycosphaerellaceae. Gene Ontology annotation, cellular component: membrane. Gene Ontology annotation, molecular function: carbohydrate:proton symporter activity. The record is from RefSeq and is a predicted model, not a curated record. Gene Ontology annotation, biological process: carbohydrate transport; transmembrane transport.
AUGGCGCUUCCACCAAAGUGGUAUCAGUUCUUGGUUGCUGUCUUUGCCUCUCUUGGUUCCCUGCUCUAUGGAUAUGAUCUGGGAGUCAUCGCCGGCGCCGUCGCGUCAGAGAACUUCGUCAGCACUUUCAAUCCCACAAAAGCUGAGACCGGAGCCGUUGUGUCCGUCUUCACUGGCGGCGCUUUCAUUGGUGCAGGUCUUGCUGGUCCAACGGGUGAUUCUUUGGGAAGAAAGCUCACAAUUUUGAUCGGCUCUAUUGUGUUCAUUCUCGGUGGAGCGCUGCAGGCUGGUGCUCAAGGCUUGUCGUAUCUCUAUGCAGGGCGAGCAAUUGCUGGUAUUGGAGUCGGAUUCCUGGUUAUGAUCGUGCCUCUUUACCAAGCAGAGCUUGCACAUCCAUCCAUUCGAGGAAGAGUGACGGCUUUGCAACAGUUUAUGCUGGGCAUUGGAGCAUUGGUGGCUUCAUGGGUUAGCUAUGCGACUUAUACUUACAUCCCGGCGAGCAGCAGCAACCAAUGGAGGAUCAGCUUGGGUUUGCAGGUCGUGCCAGCAGGCUUCCUGGCUGGCCUGAUUAUGUUCUUCCCAGAAUCGCCAAGAUGGCUCAUCGCCCAUGGCAAACCUGAGAAAGGUCUGGCAACUCUUGCCAAAUUACACGCUCAUGGAAACGAGCAUGACACCUGGGUCCGAGCAGAGUAUGACCAGAUCCAGGACAUGAUCACUUUCGAGAGGGAACAUGAAGCUAGAUCAUACAUCGAGCUCUUCACCAACAAAUCUUCGUUCCGACGACUCCUGCUCGCUGUAUCGAUCCAGGCAUCUGUUCAGAUGACAGGAGUUUCGGCUAUCCAGUAUUACAGUCCGGCUAUUUUUGAGCAGAUGGGAAUUCCCGGUAGCGACACGCUCAAAUACCAGGGUAUCUCCUCAGUCAUUGCCAUCGUUGCACAGUUCUGCUGUAUCUUGUUCAUCGACUACACUGGUCGUAGAUGGGCUAUGAUUGGCGGCAACGUAGGCAAUUGCAUUACUUUCAUUAUUGCAACGAUCCUGCUGGCCAAGUUCCCGCCUGGACAGACGAACAACAACGCCGCAUCCUGGGGCUUCAUCGUCAUCACCUGGGUCUACAAUUUCAGCUUCAGUGCUACAAAUGGACCACUGAGCUGGAUCGUACCGGCCGAGAUCUUCGACACUCGUACUCGAUCGAAAGGUGUGUCGAUCGCCACAAUGACUUCGUUCGCUUUCAACACCAUGAUCGGCCAGGUCACUCCAAUCGCUAUCGAGAGCAUUGGCUGGAGGUUUUACAUACUCUUCGUCGUCUGCAACUUCACCAAUGCUCUCUGGUUCUGGGCGAUCCAACCUGAGACUGCCAAACGUCCGCUGGAGGAGAUGAACUACUUGUUCACGAAUGCGCCAUUAUUCGUGCCCACGAUGAAUAUGAAGGACUUUGACAACCAUGACUUGGAGCAUCGUGUGCAGGAAGUGGAAAGGAAAAGCAGUGUGAUCAGUCAUGUCGAGGAGAGAUAUUAG